UGCACCCAGGUGUAUAAAUAGGCAUUCCACACCUUUCUUGUUCACACUGAAAUUGAGAGCUCUUCAGAAGUUGCUCUUAGAAGAGAGAGGGCAGAAAAGCUUUAAUGAUGAAGAAAAACUUAGCAUCCAUCCUGAUUUUGGUUCUUGCUGUCUUGCAUACUCUGGCUAAGGAAACUACUACUAAAGAUGGAAGAAAAGACCCAAAAGAAGCCAAGGAGAAACACCCUAAACUUCCACAGACUCUGUCAAGAGGCUGGGGUGAUCAACUAAUCUGGACUCAGACUUAUGAAGAAGCUCUUUUCAAAUCCAAGACAAGCAACAAGCCUAUAAUGAUCAUCCACCACUUAGAAGAUUGCCCUCAUAGUCAAGCACUGAAGAAGGUAUUUGCUGAACACAAAGAUAUACAGAAAUUGGCAGAGAAGUUUAUUCUUCUCAAUCUUGUUUAUGAAACUACAGACAAACAUCUUGCACCAGAUGGUCAAUACGUGCCCAGAAUUCUGUUUGUAGAUCCUUCACUGACAGUUAGAGCAGAUAUUACUGGAAGAUAUUCCAACCGCCUCUAUGCUUAUGAGCCUCAAGAUGCUUCACUGUUGUAUUCAAAUAUGCAGAAAGCUCUGAAUCUGCUAAAGACAGAAUUGUGAAGAAAGAAGACUGACCCACUAUCAGGUCCUCUGCUCAUGAGUCUAAAAAUGCUUAGUUUUUUCCCCAAAGUGGAGACAGUCUGGACUUUGGAUUUGCAUUGGUUUGCUGAUAUGUUACCUUUUAAUACCAAAACUAUGUUAUAAAUAUUCAUUUGUAAUGUUAUGACAUUAAGUAUUGAUUGCUUUUAUAAAAUAAGACUAAAGUAUGGUAUCUUUUUUUCUAUAAAUCAAGAUUUAAAAAUAAAUCUACAUUAUAUCUUUACCAAAAAAGGAA
Messenger RNA from Python bivittatus (Burmese python), 915 nucleotides. It is a transcript of the gene AGR2, whose product is annotated as anterior gradient 2, protein disulphide isomerase family member. The record is from RefSeq and is a predicted model, not a curated record. Gene Ontology annotation, molecular function: dystroglycan binding. Lineage: Eukaryota; Metazoa; Chordata; Lepidosauria; Squamata; Pythonidae. Gene Ontology annotation, cellular component: endoplasmic reticulum.